UAAAAAUGUACUAUAUGCAAGUAUAAAAAGAACAGAGAGAAAAUCACCCGCCAAUAUUCGCAUUUCGGAGUGCAAAGAAUCUUGGGUCCCCAACCAUGGCGACUCGGCGGCGGAUAUUCAAGAAGUACCUGAUCGCCGUGACCGGCUUAUCUGGCGCCGCAGUUACCUUUCAAACCCUAAACCUUAACUCUCUCCCAUUUUCCACAGAUUCGCCGUUCAUCAACGGCGUCAUUCGCUCCUCCCGAGCUCUCCUCACGAUUACUUCCAGUGUGGUUGACUACAAGUACUCUUUGUACGGCUUCAAUCCUGAUAGUGAUGAGUAUCGUCUUGCUCUUUCUAAGGUACAUCUAAGGUCAGCAAAGAGAAUUUUGACAAUGUGUGACGCCAAUAAAGGUAGUUAUGUCAAAGCCGGUCAGUUUGUUGCAGCCAUUAGGCAAGUGCCUAAAGAAUACUCAACAUCACUUUCAUCAUUACAGGAUCAGGCUGUUCCUUGUCAGUUUGAAGCCAUUAAAGAAGUGCUACUCAGAAAUCUGGGUCCAAAUUUUUCAGAUAUAUUUUUCUCCUUUGAUGAGCAACCGGUUGCUGCUGCCUCUAUUGCUCAAGUACACCAUGCUGUUUUAAAAGACCACCAAGAAGUGGCAGUGAAGGUGCAGUACCCUGGAUUGGAGUAUCAAAUGAAAUUUGACCUUGCAACCAUGUCUUUCCUGUCGAAAUCUGUUGGAUUGCUCUUCCCUGAAUACAGGUUUCAGUGGCUUGUAUCGGAAUUUGAAAAAUCUAUUGCUUCUGAACUUGGUGCGUAAUUUCAAUUCCAAGAAUUGUUUUGAAACAUCUGUUUGGAUCUCUUCUCUGUUUUAUUUUGUCCUUACUCUGCUGUAGGAGGUCUAUAGUUCCCUAUCACAGCUAGAAUUUUAUUUUCCAAAAUUUUGGUAAUUUUUCUUUGGGCGAGAGGUGCUAAAAUCAAUUAAAAUAGACAACCACUCUUUUCUAGUUUCCUCUUCUUGUUCCCCAUCCUUGUGGCAUUUUCUUGAGAUCUUUGGUUGUAGGAAUAGAAAAAAAUUAGGAAUGGGCACAUAUGUGAUGAUUAAAUUGUCAGCAAUAAGGUUGACGAAUGGAAGAUCUAAGUGUCAUAAGCAACAGUCUAUGGGCAGUGAGUAGUAACUUCUGAGGUUGAAAGGUGAAACUAAUUCUUGAAAAUCUAUUGAAAUUGUUGAGCAGUUGCCUAUACUUUCAUGGUUUUCUUGGCAAUCCCGUUGGAACAACAAUAUCAGUAUUUUGCUAAGCUUGAAUUAAGUCCCUUAUUAUUGAUUCUUCCAAAAUGAACCUAGACCUGCAUCUUAGAAUUGUAGAUGUUCCAUAAAUACAUAGCAGUAGUAGGAUUCUUUUUAUUGAUUCUUUCCUUAUUUAGAUUCAAUAUGCAUGUAUGUAUAUCUUAGUAUUUCUUGGAAUAAUAUACAAGGGAAUUCUCUCAAAUCCCUUGCUUUUUACAUGGUAUCAAAGCGGGAUCUUUUGCUUCGUCGAAGUUAGUCAGAAACAUCACCGGGGGUUGACGUGGUCAGCAGUGGCGAAGCCAGAAAAUUUAAUAAGGAUGUUCAACAUUAAAUACCCUUUGCUAGUGGCCUAUGCACAUAAAGCAACAUCAAAUUAAAUAUGAAUAGCGGUGUAUCUGAGGGAGACAGGUGGUGGAAUGGAGAGGUGCAAGGAAAAGUGGAAACCAAGAAAGCGGCGUAUCUGAAGCUAGUGGAAAGUGUAGACGAGGAGGAGAAGAGGGCGAAUAG
Messenger RNA from Nicotiana tabacum (common tobacco), 1775 nucleotides. The record is from RefSeq and is a predicted model, not a curated record. Lineage: Eukaryota; Viridiplantae; Streptophyta; Magnoliopsida; Solanales; Solanaceae.